Molecule: messenger RNA, 1402 nt
Organism: Phytophthora nicotianae INRA-310
Lineage: Eukaryota; Oomycota; Peronosporomycetes; Peronosporales; Peronosporaceae
Exons: 4
Coding region: 338-1276 (312 amino acids)
Source: RefSeq, a predicted model, not a curated record
CAGAUUCAUAGAUAUAGCGACCUGGUUGACGUAUUCGAACAUGGUGCGGUCCACUACCCACGUGUCCUCAUACUUCCUCAUGUUUAGAUAAAUGUUUCUCGGUGUCUUGUUCCUUCCGCGGCAGAAUAGCGAGUGAGAUGGUGUGGACUCAUGCGAGGAUGCAGUCGCCUCAUGCAGCAACGAAGUUCUUCUAGAGGACAGGCCUCGGAACUAUAAGCAGCUUGGUAGUGUUCUAAACCAGCAAAAACCGACCACUUCAACUAUGUCACUAACGUGAAAUUGAGCUUCAUUAUAGUGACAUUUAUGGUGACAUUUUUGACGUGCAGCGAGGAGCAAAAUGGCGUCAAAUACGGAAUCUGCAUCACCUUCUCCUCCCAGCGCAAGCGCAUCAGACGACGACUCACCCCACCAACCAGCGCAUUCUACAGCUAAAACACCUGCGCAACCGCUAUCAAAUUCUAAUGACCGUAGCGUGGAUAAAGACGGAGAUCUGCGCCACCAAGUGGGACAACUUGUGGUUGACACACAGCAGACCAUCGACUCGCAUCUGACAUGGUUCCGCGUUGGCCUCAUGGUGACGGUGGCUGUAUCAGUGGCUGCAUCUAUCAAGCUCAGUGGCUUGCUACACCGCGUCAAUAAUGUGGAGGAAAUUCCGCUAUGGCAGUUUGCGAGGCGCAAGAAGUUGCGUGUGCGCAUGAUCCGCCAGUCGAGACAAGACCCGAGCAUUUUCUACGUGUACCAUACGCCGUUUUUUCGUCGUAUUAUGCUGCAAGAUGUGCUACCACAGAGUUUGACGGUUAGUGUUAGUGAGAAGAAAAAAGAGAGCGACCUGCUUGCCAUUCGACCUUUUGGCGUGCAAGUUGACGAGAGCUCGGAGGAGUGGAUCUGGUCCAACUUUGUUUCAUCGCAUCGGUACAUGACAAUUCAGUUACUGCAACGAAUUCGAGUGGAUGGAAGUGAGAGCGUGGCGACAUGCAAUAUCGCGUUGCGAAGGCCGCCAUUGGGAGGAGACUUGGCCCAAGAGCUGGUCUCUCAUGGUUAUGCCGAGUGCAUUCCUGAAAAUCUGAAAAAUUACGACAAUGGAUCGGACUCUGAAAUGUUGCAACUCGCUCAGCGCCUUAAGCAAUUUGAAGCUGCUCAAAGGAAUGCUCAAGUCAUGCAGUACGGCAUCUGGAAAGACUGGCAAGAAGAAAAAUUCUCCGACCGCGUUAUAUCUGCUGGCAAAAGAGCGACCACAAAGAGCUUUAAGAAGAUCAUCGACAGUAUUCGACAUUAAGGGUUAAAUACAAUUUCCGGAACAUGCCGUGUCAAAAGAGCUACUACAUUAUUGAUCACGCGCACCAGAAUUCUAUAAAAUGAUUAGGUCACUCUAUCGGGCGAUGAAAAAGAUUAAAUGAAUGGU